Scleropages formosus (Asian bonytongue) is the source of this 9657-nucleotide messenger RNA. RefSeq names its product talin 1 (gene tln1). Gene Ontology annotation, cellular component: plasma membrane; ruffle; cytoskeleton. Lineage: Eukaryota; Metazoa; Chordata; Actinopteri; Osteoglossiformes; Osteoglossidae. The transcript has 57 exons. The record is from RefSeq and is a predicted model, not a curated record. Gene Ontology annotation, biological process: cell-cell adhesion; actin cytoskeleton organization. Bases 269 to 7891 code for a protein of 2540 amino acids. Gene Ontology annotation, molecular function: actin filament binding; integrin binding; structural constituent of cytoskeleton.
CGCUCGUCGCGCUGCUUCGAGGGCGCGUGUCGUGUGUGGCGCGCCGCUUGUGCGCGUGCAGCUCCGUGUGACCUUCGCGGACUCUCAGCUAGAGGAACUUUGGCGGUGCAGCAGAGAUCGAAAAGAAGCAGAAACUUAUUCACCGACCGGGGGUUCGAGAGAGAGUGUGUACAGUGAGGAGACUCCCGAGAGCGACGUCCAACUGGGAGGACAUCUCCCAAUAACACGGGUUUUCCACCAGGUGCAGUAAGUCAGCAGAGAAGCAAACAUGGUGGCGUUGUCGCUGAAGGUCGGCGUGGGGAACGUGGUGAAAACCAUGCAGUUCGAGCCCUCCACCAUGGUGUACGAUGCCUGCCGUAUCAUCCGUGAGAGGGUUCCUGAGGCGCAGUUGGGCCAGCCCAAUGACUACGGCUUGUUCCUAUCAGACGAGGACCCCAAGAAGGGCAUCUGGCUGGAGGCCGGGAAAGCCCUGGACUAUUACAUGCUGAGGAAUGGGGAUACUCUGGAGUACAAGAAGAAACAGAGGCCUUUGAAGAUCCGCAUGCUGGACGGGACUGUGAAGACUGUCAUGGUGGAUGACUCCAAAAUUGUCAGUGACCUGCUGAUGACCAUCUGUGCCAGGAUAGGCAUCACAAACUAUGACGAGUACUCCUUGGUGCGUGACAUUGGCGAGGAAAAGAAGGAGGAGACCACAGGGACACUGAAGAAAGACAAGACACUCCUUAGGGAUGACAAGAAGAUGGAGAAGCUCAAGCAGAAGCUCCACACAGAUGAUGAAUUGAACUGGCUCGACCAUGGGCGGACGCUACGGGAGCAGGGUGUGGAGGAGACGGAGAUGCUCCUUCUAAGGAGAAAGUUCUUCUACUCUGAUCAGAACGUGGACUCCAGAGACCCUGUCCAGCUCAACUUACUUUAUGUACAGGCCCGUGAUGACAUCCUGAAUGGCUCCCAUCCUGUCUCCUUUGACAAGGCCUGCGAGUUCGCCGGACACCAGUGUCAGAUCCAGUUUGGCGACUACAAUGAGUCCAAACACAAGCCAGGAUUCUUAGAUUUGAAAGAGUUUCUUCCAAAGGAGUACAUUAAAAACAAAGGCGAGAAAAAGAUCUUUCAGGCCCACAAAAAUCUCCAAAAUAUGACUGAAAUAGAAGCCAAAGUGAGCUAUGUCAAACUUGCCAGAUCCCUUAAAACAUAUGGAGUGUCAUUCUUCUUAGUAAAGGAGAAAAUGAAAGGAAAAAACAAAUUGGUCCCACGUCUGCUGGGCAUCACCAAAGAGAGUGUUAUGCGGGUGGAUGAGAAGACCAAAGAGGUCAUCCAGGAGUGGAGUCUGACCAACAUCAAGCGCUGGGCGGCCUCACCCAAGAGCUUCACCCUGGAUUUUGGCGAUUAUCAAGAUGGAUACUAUUCUGUUCAGACAACUGAAGGGGAGCAGAUUGCGCAGCUCAUUGCUGGCUACAUUGACAUUAUUCUGAAGAAGAAAAAGAGCAAGGAUCAUUUUGGCUUGGAAGGAGAUGAGGAAUCUACAAUGCUGGAGGAUUCCGUGUCUCCUAAAAAGUCUACCGUUCUCCAGCAGCAGUUUAACAAAGUAGGGAAGGUGGAAACGGGUUCCGUAGCCCUGCGUGCCAUCAUGCGCUCUGGCGCUGGGGGUUCCGAGACCUUCCAGAUGGGCUCCAUGCCACAGGCGAAGCAGCAUGUCACCAGCGGCCAGAUGCACAGGGGUCACAUGCCGCCUCUGACCUCAGCCCAACAGGCCCUCACUGGAACCAUCAACUCCAGUAUGCAGGCUGUGCAGGCUGCCCAGGCCUCCCUGGAUGAGUUUGACACCUUGCCUCCUCUGGGCACUGAUGCAGCCUCGCAAGCUUGGCGCAAAAACAAAAUGGACGAGUCAAAGCAUGAGAUCCACUCACAGGUGGAUGCCAUUACAGCAGGAACUGCCUCCAUGGUGAAUCUUACCGCAGGGGACCCAGCUGAGACGGACUACACGGCUGUGGGCUGCGCCGUGACCACCAUCUCCUCCAACCUGACGGAGAUGUCCAAGGGCGUGAAGCUCCUCGCAGCCUUGAUGGAAGACGAGGGUGGCAAUGGGCAGCAGCUGCUCGGUGCUGCUAAGAACUUGGCCUGCGCUGUGUCUGAGAUGCUGAAGACUGCCCAGCCAGCGAGUACUGAGCCUCGUCAGAACCUCCUGCAGGCGGCCGGUAACGUGGGUCAGGCCAGCGGGGAGCUUCUGCAGCAGAUUGGUGAGAGCGACGCAGAUCCACGGUUCCAGGAUAUGCUGAUGCAGCUGGCCAAGGCCGUAGCCAACGCGGCUGCCGCGCUGGUGCUGAAGGCCAAGAAUGUGGCCCAGAAGACGGAGGACGCUGCCCUCCAAAACCGUGUGAUUGCCGCCGCCACACAGUGCGCUCUGUCCACCUCUCAACUGGUGGCCUGUACACGGGUGGUAGCGCCCACUAUUAGCUCACCCGUGUGCCAGGAGCAGCUGAUUGAGGCAGGCAAGUUGGUGGCUAAGUCGGUUGAGGGCUGCGUGGAGGCAUCGCAGGCCGCCACCAACGACGAGCAGCUGCUCAAGCAAGUGGGCACGGCUGCCACGGGUGUGACACACGCUCUCAACGAAUUACUGCAACACAUCAAGCAGUACGCCUCUGGGGGGCAUCCCAUUGGGCGCCAUGGAGAGGCCACUGACCGCAUCCUGGAUGUCACCGAGAACAUUUUCAGCUCCAUGGGUGAUGCAGGGGAGAUGGUGCGGCAGGCUCGUAUCCUGGCCCAAGCCACCUCAGAUCUGGUCAACGCCAUCAAGGCUGAUGCCGAGGGAGAAACAGAUCUGGAGAACUCCCGCAAGUUGCUCUCAGCCGCCAAACUCCUGGCUGAUGCUACCGCCAAGAUGGUUGAGGCCGCCAAGGGUGCGGCUGCAAACCCAGACAGCGAGGAACAGCAACAGAAAUUGCGUGAGGCUGCUGAGGGCCUGCGUAUGGCCACCAACGCAGCGGCACAGAACGCCAUCAAGAAGAGGCUGGUCAACAAACUGGAGAACGCAGCCAAGCAGGCGGCGGCGGCAGCUACGCAGACCAUCGCCGCAGCACAGCAUGCUGCCUCAUCCAACAAGAACCCAGCAGCCCAGCAGCAGCUCGUGCAGAGCUGUAAGGUGGUGGCCGACCAGAUCCCCAUGCUGGUCCAGGGGGUGCGGGGGAGUCAGUCCCAGCCGGACAGUCCUAGCGCCCAGCUGGCCCUCAUUGGAGCCAGCCAGAACUUCCUGCAGCCUGGAGCAAAGAUGGUAACAGCAGCCAAGGCCACUGUGCCAACCAUCAGCGAUCAGGCCUCAGCCAUGCAGCUUAGCCAAUGUGCCAAGAACCUGGCCAACGCCCUUGGCGAGCUCCGCACAGCAGCGCAGAGGGCACAGGAAGCUUGUGGCCCCCUGGAGAUAGACAAUGCGCUCACGGUGGUGCGGGGUCUUGAGAGAGACAUGCAAGAGGCCAAGGCUUCAGCAGCGGAAGGGAAGCUCAAGCCCCUUCCCGGGGAGACGCUGGAGAAGUGCUCCCAGGACCUUGGCACCAGCACCAAGGCUGUGAGUUCUGCCAUUGCCCAGCUGCUCAGCGAGGCCACCCAGGGCAACGAGAACUACACAGGCAUGGCAGCGCGAGACGUGGCUCAGGCCCUGCGUUCGCUGGCAUCUGCUGCCCGCGGCGUGGCAGCCAAUACCACUGACCCGCAAGCUCGCAACGCCAUGCUGGACUGCACCAGUGAUGUCAUGGACAAGUCAGCUAACCUCAUUGAGGAGACCAAGAGAGCCAUUGCCAAGCCUGGAGACCCUGACAGCCAGCAGCGCCUGGCCCAGGUGGCGAAGGCUGUCUCCCAGGCCCUGAACAGGAGUGUGAACUGCCUGCCGGGACAGAGGGAUGUGGACAACGCCAUCAGGACCAUUGGAGAGGCCAGCAAAAGGCUGCUUGCCGACUCGUUCCCAGCAAGUGGGAAGAGUUUCCAGGAGGCACAGGCCAACCUUAACCAGGCCGCAGCCGGCCUCAACCAGUCAGCCAACGAGCUGGUCCAGGCAUCCCGUGGCACAACGGAGGACCUGGCCAGAGCUUCGGGCAAGUUUGGCAAAAACUUCAAUGACUUCCUGGAGGCCGGCGUGGACAUGGCUGGACAGCCGCAGUCCAAGGAAGACCAGACUCAGGUAGUCACCAACCUGAAGACAAUCUCCAUGUCCUCCAGCAAACUCCUGCUAGCUGCCAAAGCCCUGUCUACCGACCCCAACGCUCCCAACCUGAAGAACCAACUUGCAGCUGCUGCCCGUGCCGUCACCGACAGCAUCAACCAGCUCAUCACCAUGUGCACCCAGCAGGCCCCUGGGCAGAAAGAGUGCGACAAUGCUCUCCGAGAGCUCGAGACGGUGCGAGGCAUGCUGGAGAACCCCACCGAGGCAGUCAGCGACCUGUCCUACUUCGACUGCAUCGACAGCGUCAUGGAAAACUCCAAGGUCUUGGGGGAGGCCAUGGCUGGCAUUUCCCACAAUGCCAAGAACAGCAAUCUCCCAGAGUUUGGGGAAUCGGUCAGUUCAGCCUCCAAGGCCUUGUGUGGCCUCACCGAAGCGGCCUCGCAGGCAGCCUAUCUGGUCGGCGUGUCGGACCCCAACAGCCACGCUGGUCAGAAGGGUUUGGUGGAUCCAGCCCAGUUUGCAAGAGCCAACCAGUCCAUACAGAUGGCUUGCCAGAACCUAGUGGACCCAGCCUGCACCCAGUCCCAGGUCCUCUCGGCCGCCACCAUUGUUGCCAAACACACGUCCGCGCUCUGCAAUGCCUGCCGUCUCGCUUCCUCAAAAACGUCCAACCCUGUUGCUAAGCGACAGUUUGUCCAGUCAGCCAAAGAGGUGGCUAACAGCACAGCUAAUCUCGUCAAGUCUAUUAAAGCCCUGGAUGGUGCGUUUAACCCAGAGAACCGAGAGAAGUGCAGGGCUGCAACCGGGCCUCUGAUCGAAGCAGUGGACAACCUCACCGCCUUCGCCUCAAACCCUGAGUUUGCCAGCGUCCCUGCUCAAAUAAGUCCAGAAGGCCUGGCAGCAAUGGAGCCCAUUGUGGCUGCAGCCAAGACCAUGCUGGAAAGCUCCACAGGCCUGAUCCAGACCGCUCGCUCCCUGGCCGUGAACCCCAAAGACCCACCCAAGUGGUCUGUGCUGGCUGGACACUCCAGGACUGUGUCAGACUCCAUCAAGAAGCUUAUCACCAAUAUGCGGGAUAGGGCUCCAGGCCAGAGGGAGUGCGACGAUGCUAUCGAGGUCCUCAAUAAUUGCAUCCGUGAAGUGGACCAGGCCUCCCUGGCUGCUAUCAGCCAGCAGCUCCCACCCAGAGAAGACAUCUCCCAGGAGGCACUCCAUGAGCAGAUGGCUGCUUCAGUGCAUGAGAUCAGCAACCUGAUCGAACCUGUGGCUAUCGCUGCUCGCUCAGAUGCUUCCCAACUAGGACACAAGGUGUCUCAGAUGGUCAGCUACUUCGAGCCGCUUGUCAAGGCCUCCAUCGGAACAGCCUCCAAGAUCCUCAAUAGCCAGCAGCAGAUGAAUGUGCUAGACCAGACCAAGACCCUGGCCGAGUCUGCGCUGCAGAUGCUCUAUACAGCCAAGGAGGCAGGAGGAAACCCCAAGGCGGCCCACACUCAGGAGGCCCUGGAGGAGUCUGUGCAGAUGAUGAAGGAGGCUGUGGACGAUCUGGGGGCCACCCUUGCCGAGGCGGCCAGUGCCGCUGGAGCCGUUGGCGGAAUGGUGGAUUCCAUCACUCAGGCCAUCAAUAAGAUGGAGGAAGGUGCUGUGGAUGAACCCGAGGGCACAUUCGUCGACUACCAGACCACUAUGGUCAAGACGGCCAAGGCAAUCGCUGUCACUGUGCAGGAGAUGGUGACCAAGUCCAACACCAAUCCAGAUGAACUGGGAGGUCUGGCAAACCAGCUAACCAGCGAGUUCGGAGAGCUGGCCUCAGAGGCCAAGUCCGCCGCCAUCACAGCUGAGAACGACGAGAUCGGCUCCAACAUCAAAAAGCAGGUCCAGGAGCUAGGAUUUAGCUGCACGGGCCUUGUGACCAAGGCUGGAGCUCUGCAGUGCAGCCCCAACGAUUCCUUCACCAAGAAGGAGUUGAUCGAGAGUGCCCGCAAGGUCUCCGAGAAGGUGUCCCAUGUUCUCGCCGCCCUGCAGGCCGGUAACCGCGGCACCCAAGCCUGCAUCACAGCAGCCAGCGCUGUGUCUGGCAUAAUUGCUGACCUGGACACCACCAUCAUGUUCGCCACUGCUGGCACUCUAAAUCGCGAAAAUGCUGAGACGUUUGCUGACCACAGGGAGCACAUCCUGAAGACGGCCAAGGCCCUUGUGGAGGACACCAAGCUGCUGGUGUCUGGGGCUGGAGCAAGCCAAGAGAAACUGGCCCAGGCUGCCCAGUCGUCUGUGACCACCAUCACUAGGCUGGCAGAUGUGGUGAAGCUGGGCGCAGCGAGCUUGGGAUCCGAGGACCCAGAGACACAGGUGGUCCUGAUCAAUGCCGUGAAGGAUGUGGCCAAGGCCCUGGGUGACCUCAUCAGUGCCACAAAGGCAGCUGCAGGGAAGCCCCAUGAUGACCCAGCCAUGCUGCAGCUCAAGAACUCUGCCAAGGUGAUGGUGACCAACGUGACCUCCCUCCUGAAGACUGUCAAAGCUGUGGAAGAUGAAGCUACCAAGGGAACCAGAGCCCUGGAGGCCACAAUUGAGCACAUCAGACAGGAACUUGCUGUGUUCAGCAGCGCAGACCCGCCCCCGAAAACAGCUACUCCGGAAGAGUUCAUCCGCAUGACCAAGGGCAUCACCUUGGCAACAGCGAAAGCUGUGGCUGCUGGGAACUCAUGCCGCCAGGAAGAUGUCAUUGCUACGGCUAACUUGAGCCGCAGAGCUAUUGCUGAUAUGCUGCACUCAUGCAAGCAAGCCGCCUACCACCCUGAGGUCAGCAAAGAGGUGCAGAUGCGUGCCCUGCGAUACGGCAAGGAGUGUGCGAGCCAAUACCUCUGCCUCCUGGAACAUGUGCUGGUGAUCAUCCAGAAACCGUCACAUGACUUGAAGCAGCAGCUGGCCAGCUAUUCCAAGCGUGUCGCCGGCUCCGUCACUGAGCUCAUCCAAGCCGCCGAGGCCAUGAAAGGAACAGAGUGGGUGGACCCUGAGGAUCCAACAGUCAUUGCAGAGAAUGAGCUGCUGGGAGCUGCCGCUGCCAUCGAGGCUGCUGCCAAGAAACUGGAGCAGCUCAAGCCGCGCGCCAAACCUAAGGAAGCGGAUGAAAGCCUAAACUUUGAAGAGCAGAUUCUUGAAGCAGCCAAAUCCAUUGCCGCGGCAACCAGCGCACUAGUGAAAGCUGCGUCGGCAGCACAGAGGGAGUUGGUGGCCCAGGGCAAGGUGGGAGCCAUUCCAGCCAAUGCCGUGGAUGAUGGACAAUGGUCUCAGGGGCUUAUCUCUGCCGCCAGAAUGGUUGCCGCUGCAACUAACAACUUGUGUGAGGCCGCCAACUCCGCAGUGCAGGGCCACGCCAGUGAGGAGAAGCUGAUCUCCUCUGCCAAGCAGGUAGCUGCAUCCACCGCCCAGCUGCUUGUGGCCUGCAAGGUAAAGGCAGACCAGGACUCCCAAACCAUGAAGAGGCUGCAGGCUGCUGGCAAUGCAGUCAAGCGGGCCUCGGACAAUCUGGUGAAGGCCGCGCAGAAGGCAGCUUUCGACGACCACGACGACCAGGCUGUUGUGGUCAAGAGCAAGAUGGUCGGCGGCAUCGCUCAGAUCAUCGCAGCCCAGGAGGAGAUGCUGCGAAAGGAGCGGGAACUGGAGGAGGCCAGGAAGAAGCUGGCAAGGAUCCGGGAGCAGCAGUACAAGUUCCUCCCGUCGGAGCUGCGGGAGGACGGCCAGGAUUAGAGGGGCUGGGUUGGGCCGGGCCAGAACCGGGCUGGGCCAUCUGCUUGCCAAGCAAAGACGAAUCGUUUGUCAGGGGCUCCUUCCCUUGGGUGGCUACUCGGCACCUUAGUAAGGCCACGGCUUAGACGUAUUAGCGCUUACAAAAGCAAUAUACUGGGCAACGUAAUUAAAAGAAAGCAAAUGGGUAAAAUGGAAAAGUUCUAUUAAGUUGUUUAUUUUAUACAUUUGAGGGUUUUUUCUGUUUGUCACAUAAAAGCUUUGAGGUGCCACUAUUUUUGUUAAAUUUUGUUUUAAAAAUGUAUUGUGUAUGCAUCUUUGUCAAGAUAACUGCGCUUCAAUUAAUUACUUGUGGUUAACAUAGUACUUAGGUCAUGUAACAGUGACUAACUCGAUUGCAUGUGUCUUCAGUGUGACUACAGCUUUUUUUUUUAUUUUUUAAUUUCUAUUUUUUCAGAUUUCGGUUUAGAGCAGUUGACAUUUGUAGUGAGCGCAAAAUGUGAAAAAAGCUUCCGUUUUGCGUAGCUCCGUUAGGAAUUUCAGUCACCCGGAGGGUGAUCUCAAUGCAGGUUAAGUUACUGAAGAGUCUCCUGCUUGACCAAAACAAAAGGUCGAGUUCAACCUCCAACUUCUGCAUGCGCUGGGAAAUCGGACGACGGUCACCGCAGGAGCCUAGUUUUCAGGGCGUCGUUUGCUUCGCUGGUGUACAGACCCUUCAGACUCUUGGCGAGCUGGAAAGCGAACACUGUUGACCAGAACGUGAGUGCAGUCACGAAGGCCUUCCUGUACUCUUAACCCGGGACAUUCAGCUGCACGCUGUUGCUAUUUGGACCAGAAGUGCAAUGAUUGAUUUUGCGUCGAAACAAUGCGGAGAAGGCAUACAUAUCAUUUUUUUAAAGCUCUGAACUGUGUUACAAAUGGAAUCUUUUAAGAAAUUUUUAAGGUAAUAAAGUGUCCGUCAAUGAUGUUUCCCCCCCCAUUGGGCCUUGUAUUAAAGAACAAUGUAUUAGGAGAAGCCAUAAUCACCCAGACCCUUUUUUUAAAAAAAAAAAAAAAAAAAACAAUGUUUGUAUCUUCAGGGUCUGCGAUGUUAUAUCUCCAGGUGACAGAUUCUGCUUUGAACAGCCAAAUUAAUAUAUUAGGUACAAAUACACGGUUUAAGUGAGCAGAAGAGAAUUUCAGAAUUUGUUCCCAGAAAGGCAGUAAUGUUAAACAUAGGUAAUAUAUUUUAUUUAUCCAGUAUUACAUGUGUAUGAUUAAGGGCCUCAUUGUACUCUUCUGUUUAUUCAGUAUGUCUAUGCAUUAAAAAGUGCCUGUGUUUGUAUUUUAUUACAAUGUUGUGUAUGUUAUUGUUAACCGUUCCCUGUCCUUAAGUGCACUUAUCUGUCAAUAAGAUGAUAAAUCACGUAAAUCUACUCCUUUUCACAGGUGUCGUUUCAGCCGUCCUCUGAAAUAGGCUGCGUUCUGUGCAGAUACAGACAUGUAAUGACCUGUUAGUAAUUCAGCCAAUCUGUAAAUCGGGCGCCCGGCUGGCCAGUUCUCUGCGACUCCUGUUCUGUUUGGGCUCUCUUGUGAAUUUUUGUAAGUGUACUGUUUCAUUUUGCAUAUUCCAUGAAUCAAUUAACAGUGCUUUGGGGAUGAUGCUGUCUUUAUCGCAUUGUAAAGGACAUUUACAUUUGAAAGCCUCUACAUUUAAUAAAGCUGGUUUCUAAAGAAAAUGCCAACGAUGUUAAUCUAUGGAUGUGUUAUUUAAUUGCCUCGUUGAAAUU